Messenger RNA from Paramecium tetraurelia, 564 nucleotides. RefSeq lists its product as uncharacterized. The transcript is spliced from 2 exons. The record is from RefSeq and is a predicted model, not a curated record. Lineage: Eukaryota; Ciliophora; Oligohymenophorea; Peniculida; Parameciidae.
AUGGAAGAAAAUCCUGUUCCUAUCCAAGAAUAGACUAAGGAUAAAACUAAGUAAAGAAAAGCUAUUGACUGUGAGAUUAAAACAAGGUUAAUAUUCAGUGUAGUUAAUGAUCGUCUCCCAAUUUAUUAGGUAAUGAAGAAUUUCAAUGAUUUAUUAUUUUAGGCUGCUAUUCUCCAUAAAGUUAAAUAUUCAUCAGCAAAACACAUUCUUAGAAAUUACUUCAAUGACUCAGCGAACUUUUUUUCGACAUAAAGAAAGAGGAAGAGAAAAAUACUCUGCACCAAUGUAUUUAUAUUAAUAGAAGCAUGUUCUGGAAAAAUCACAAUAAAGAAACAAUAAUUGAAUUCCAUGUCUUCUGCUAACAAUGGACAGAUUUCAGGGUUGUAACAAAAGACUUUAAGUUAACUUUCUUAUGCAAUAUGUCAAGAAGUUUAGCCGCUUCAAAAGAAGAUCGUUAAAAAAGCAAUAAGAAGAAUUGGAAAGAUUCAACAAGACUUGGAUAAGUUAUACUCGAUCAUAAAAAGGUAGCACAACGAAAUGACGAAUUUAAAGGAACUAUAUUGA